UUUUGCAUAAGCAGGAAAGUUUUCUGACAAAAACAAUUGCAUUUUUGUGAACAUGAAUGUUCUCCUUAUCAGCUUCUAAAGGCGCUGAAACAGAAGCUUCACGAGAAGGAGGAGGUGCUGCUGGGAAAAACCCAGGUGAUUGAUGUUCUGCAGGGAGAGGUGGACAGCAGAGAUCAGGACAUAAAGGAGCUGAUGGAACGUCUGCGCCGGCUCCAAGUGGAGCGCGAGAGCCUGGAGUCCAAGAUGGAGGCGGAGAAGCAUGUGAUGCGAGCGCAGCUUCGAGACCUUAUGGAGAAGCAGCAGACAGAGGUGCGGCGAAUGACCAAGCAGCACGAAACACAGGUGGACCAAAUCCAGCAGGAGCAGCUGAGGCAACUGCAGGGGCUGAGGAGAGCCUUGUCGGCGGCAGAACUGCCCCGUCAGGACGCUGCAGACCCCACCUCCGUGCAGCGGCUAGCCGAGCUGGAAGCUCAAGCCAAGCAGAAAACGGAAGAAGCCAGCAAAUCUGAGGCCAAGUUCCUAAAAAUCAAAGCUUGGUCUAAAUCUAGGAUUCGACAGCUGGAGGAGGAGUUGAAAAAGAGUCAGGCUGGAGCUGCCCCACCUGACCUGAUGUCCCUUCGAAGACGAAUCACAGCACUUGAGGAGGAAAGGGAGGAGAUGCAGUGGAAGGUGAAGCAGUAUGAGGAACUAAAAGUGCAGAAUGGAAUGCUUGAGGCCAAGUUGGUGUUGUACGAGGAGCAGCAGAGAACGCUGCAAGCAGAGCUGGAGCAGUUCACCAAGAGAACUGCGUCUCAGGCCAGUGAAUCUGGCAGUGCUGACGACACCCAGAGCCAGGUGCUGGAGUGGCAGGAGAUGGUGGCCGAGGCCAUCAGUGCCAGGGACCGGGCCCGAGAGGAGAAGGCGGCCAUGGCUCUCCGGAUCAGCCACGUGGAGGAUGAGAGAGAGGCUCUGACCACUCGGCAGCAGGAGUUGGAGGAGGAGCUGGCUCACACUCGGGGGCUUGGACAACAUGGAGCCAGGAAGCUGGCGGCGCCAUCCGGGGGAAGCCUUCAGGAUGAUUUCCAGUUUGAUGGACAGACCCCCUUCUUGGACCCACAGAGCCCCUCUGAGAACACGCCCCAUAUGGAGGGAGAGAACAUGGGAGGUUGGUGGCCCGAGUACAGUACCCCCGACACAGGUGGCCUGCGGUCUUUGGUGGAGGAGCUGGAGCUAGAAAGGAACCAACUGCAGGAGCAGAUUUUGAGUCUGGAGGAGCACUGCCAAGACCUGGAGGAUCGCCUGCAGCUGCAGGCCCGAAUUGAAGCCCUGCAGCAUGAAUCAGAGAAACUCCAGACCCAGCUUGCCAGUGUUCGGAGCCAGCAGAGCAGAGAAGCCGAGAAGCACCAGCUCCUGGUGAACAGCCUGACAGAGCAGCUCAAAGGGCUAAGUAACACCCAGGAGAGCCUGGAGACGUCUCUCAUGGAGAAGGAGCACAAGCUGGCAGAGACUUCAGAGAAGAUGGAGCUCAUCGGCAGCCUCAGGGACUCUUUAAUGGGAAGAGAGCUCCAGUGCAAAGAGCUGUCUGAGAAGCUGCUUCACAGCGAGCAGGAGCGGGAGAACGUCUCCAAGAAGUACAGCAGCUCAGAGAAACAGUGCAUUGAGCUGAGGGCCGAAGUGGCAGACCUCCUGCAGAAACAGAGUGUGCUGAAGGAGAAGGCACAGAAACAAGAGGCUGUCAUAGAGGCAUUACAGGGAGAGCUGGACCAGACCAGCGAGGAGUUGGACAAACUGAACACAACCCACCUAGAGGAACGGGCCCAACUCAUCCACAACCUGCAGAGCUGUGAGAGGGAGAUGGAUGCUCUAAGAGACGCUCUGUCAGAAAAAGACAAGGAGAUCUCAGGCCUGGCUGGAAGCAUGGCCGAGUACGCGGAGCAGCUCUCUGUUUUGAAGCAGGACAUCGGGGCGAAAGAGGAGAGUCUGGUCCAGCUGGAGAGCGCUUUGAACAGGACUGAACAGGAGACCCGGGUCCUGAGAGAGUCGCAGAGUUCGGACCAGAACACUCUGAACAACAGGAUCACCGAGCUGGUCGACAAACUGAAGGAGGCAGAGGCGGAGUCACUGACAACCAAAGAGGAGAGAGACCGGAAAGGGGCGGAGAUAGAACAGCUGAUGAAGCAGGCCCAGGAGGACAAGAAGACCAUUCAGCACCUCCAAGGGGAGAUCCAGAAAGAAGUGAUCAACCAUCGACACCAUCUCUCCGAAUGUGAAACUCAAAUCUCUUAUCUUAAGAAACAGCUGAGUCAGAAGCUGCAGGACUCUGAAGAGCUACUUUCACAGCUCAGAGGCACAAACGGAAACACAGAGAAGCUGCGGCAGGAGAUGAAGGAGAAGGAGCAGGCACAUGAAACUGAGCUGAAAGCUUUGAAGGAGGAACAGAACAAACUUUUGGCUCAGGUGGAGGCUUAUAACAGCAAAGUGCAGCUGUUGUCUGAACAGUUGGAACAGCAAAAGCAGAGCGAGGAGCUCAUGAAAGAGGCGAUGGAGAACAUGGCUCUGCUGGAAGAGAGACUGAGGACCAGCAAGGAGUGCUCUGAAGAUGACAGGAGGACCUUCAGUGUUGAGCUACAGAGCCAGGAGUCAGAAAAGGAGAGACUGAGCCAAGAACUGAGCAGGAUGUCUGAGACCAUCUCUGAGCUCAAGAGCCUCUCAGACAGCCUGUCGGUUGAGAAGCAUCAGCUGGAGGAAGCUCUUAAAGAGCGGAACAAAGAACUGGACCUGCAGAAGCUCAGUGUGAAAGGCCUCAGUGAAAAGCUUUCAUCGGCUCUUCAACUCAGCAGCAGUCUGGAGAGCCGAGUUUGUCUCCUCACAGAGCAAAACGAGCAGCUCCAGGUGGAGGCGGCUGAACGCGCACGUGAAGUCACAACAGAGGUGGAGAAACUGCAGUCGGAAAAUAACAAAAUCCUUCAGCAGCUGCAAAGAGAAAAAGAGGAACUGACUGUUGAAGCCCGUCAGCUGAGUCAGGUUCUGGAGCAGAAGUCUCACGCCAACUCAGAGGUCCUGCUGGCAAAAACGAACGAGUGCAGUCAUCUGAACCGGUUACUGAAGGAACGGGAGGACGAGCUGGUCCAGCUGCAAGAGCAACUCCAAAGCUUGAGCUGCACGUCGGAGCAGCUGCAGCUCAGCCUCACAGAGAAGGAGCAGGCCGCAGCACAAACUCACAGAAAGCUGGAGAGCCUGCAGGCUCAGCAAUCACAGUUCGAGGAGACGCUGUCUCUGCUUAGAGAGCGAGAGUCCAGCCUGCAGAUUGCCCUGACCCAGAAGGAGGACGAAAAUCUCCGUUUAAAAGAGGAAAGAACCGAGGAGAGGAGAGCUGCAACUCAGUCACAAAGCCAAGAGAUGUCUCUGCUCAGGGAGCAGCUCCACGAGAGAGACGAGGCGCUGAGGAGCACAGAGCAGCAGUGUCAGCUCUACAAGGAGCAGCUGAACGAGAAAAAUGAAAUCUUGAAGUCUACAAAGAACCAAUUGGGAACUCUGGAAGAACACGCUGGAAAGCUGGAGUCUGAGGCAGAGGAGAAGAAGAUGGAGCUGACUGCUUUAAGGAGCCACAUCCAGGCCGCCACUGAGGAAAACCGCCAGCUUCGUGCUGCCAGUGAGGCCCAGCAAAUGCAGCUGACUCAGCAGAAUCAGGCUGUGUCAGAUCUCACAGAGCAGCUCAGAGCCGCCCUGGAGCAGACCUCCACUCUCAGUCUGCAGCUAGGCUGUCUGAGAGAGAACCAUCAAAGACUACAGCAGGAUUUGGCUACAAACACCACAUCUGCUGCUGAACUGAGGCAGAAGACAAACGAGUGUGCAAGUCUUUCACUGAGCCUGAGGGACAAAGAGGAGCAGCUCCUGAGUCUGCAGGAGCAGGUCGGUCAGCUCAUUGGGGCUCUAAAGGACAAAGACAAGACUAUGUCAGAGCAGAGGACACAGCUGGAGGUUCAGCUGCAGCAGCAUCAGGACAAGGCCGCCAUGCUCCAGGAGCAGGUUUCCAUCCUUAAGGCCGGCCUGAUGAAGAAAGAGGCCAAGUUGCAGCAGAAAGCUGACGAGUGGAAUGUCCAUCAAAAGGAGUCUGAGCUGCAGAAAGAGCUCCUGUCAAAGAUGCACCAGGAGGUGGAGGCGCUAAGGCAGCAGUGCUUGGAGGUGACCCAGCAGAUGGAGCACAAGGAGCAGGCUUUAAGACGGGUUACAAAUGAGUUUCAGAGCCACAAAGACGAGCUGCAUAAACGAAACGAGUCCGUCCUCUCCCUGAGCAGUCAGCUGGGAGCUAUGAACCAGAGCGCAGCAGAGCUGGAAGCUGAGAUCAGCCGCCUCAAUGCUGCUGUUCAGAAACUUUCUGCAGAAAACCUCCAGCUGAUGCAGGAGGAGGAGCGGACAAGGGCAGAGAUGACUGAAUUCAAAGACCACAUUCAAGUACUGAAUGAGCAGAACGCCAGAUUCAAAUGUGAGCUUCAGAAGAUGGCGCUGGAACUGACGGACGGGCGCCACCUUAUCACACAGCACCAAGCAGAAGUCCAGCACAGAGAAGAUCAGCUCGGAGAGAAGGAGGAGGCCCUGAAGCAGCAGGAGCUUCUGAACCAGCAGCUCCAAGCGGCGCUGGCUGAGCAGGCGGAACAGCUCAGACGGGCGGCAGAUGAAGAUGUCUGCUUACAGAGGUUGAACUCUGAGCUGGAAGACUCGGCCUGUAGACUGCGAGGUGAAGUAGACAGACUCACCUCAGAGUCUUCCGCUCUGAAGAACAUUUUGGAGCAAAAGGAGCAGUUAAGUCUCCAGCACCAAAGUCGGUCUUCUGCCAUCGUAGAAAAUCUGAGCUCUUGUCUAGGAGCAAAAGAGACGGAGUGCCUAAGCUUAAAAGAGCAAACUCUACAUCUGGAAGAGUCCGUCACGAAGCUCAACAACCUGCUGCAGGGGCAGGAGUGUGAAGCACAGAACCUCCAGAAGACCCUCCAGGAAAAAGAAGCUCAACUUUUGGAGCAAACAAAGUCUCUGGAGGAUGCUCAGAGGAAAGCAGAUGAAAGCGCUGACAUGGUGUUGCAGCUUCAGGAACAAGCCCAGGUCUUUUCUACUGAAAUACAAAACCUCAAAGUCUCCACAGAGGAAGCACAAAGUGCCUUCAGCCGGCAGCGUGACGAAUACCACGCACAGUUAGAGGACAUGAGAAACCAGCUGGCUGAGAGCAGCCGAGAGGCCUUCAGUGUCCGUGCUCUUUCAGAUGAGGCGAGCCGCGAGCGUCAGGCGGCAGAAACCACAAUACAAACUCUGAGAAACCAAAUAUGUGAGAUACGGAGCCGACUCCAGGACGCGGAAACCUCCAAAGCCAGUCUGUCUCAGGAAAAGGAGGAAGCCUUUGCCUCCCACCGCUCCAGCGUUGCUCUGCUGACCGUGGAAAUAGAAGAGCUCCGAUCCCAACAUCUUCAGGUGGUGGCGCAGAUGAACGCGCUGACAGAAAACCUGGAGCAGAGAGAGAUGGCUCUCCACGCCAUAAACAGUCAGUUCACGGCCCAGGCCAAAAACGCCUCUCAGCUGGUUUUGGAGAUGAAGAAACUCCAGGAGGAAAACCAGAAGCUGAGCGAGGAGCUGAAGCUGUCGAAGGAGGAGCAGCAGAGGCUCCAUGCCUCCCUCAGCAACAAAAACCUGCUUUUUCAGGAGGAAGUAGAAAAACUGCAGGGUCAGGUGGAGCAGAGGACCAGCAGCAUGAAGGAAAUGGAGUCCGAGAGGAUCAGCCUCCAAGUGCAGGUUAGUGCCAAAGAUGAAGAAGUGUGUGGGUUAAGAGAAAACAUUCAAAAGCUAGAACAGGUUCUGCAGGAUUCUGAGAAAGAGUGGCUGCUAGUUCUGGAUAGAGAGAAACUACAAAAGAGUCUUCUCACAGAACAGCUGCAGAGCUUUGAGAACCAAAUGAGGGCUAAAGAUGUUACAGUAAAUGCUUUGAAACAAGACUUGGACUGUUUGCAGGAGAGGCUGGAAGAGGCGUCAGCUGCAGUGAGGCAGGGCUCUGAUCUUCUCUGCGCCAAAGAAGCCGAGGCAGCCGCUUCCCGAGUUCAGCUCCACGAGGCUCUAGCAUCCAUGCAGGAGGAGGAGAGGCAGAGGCACAGUCUGCAGCAGACUCUCACUGCUGUGGAGGAGGACUUGAAAAGGCUGCUCUCAGGGGGAAGCGGAGCCAACAGGAUCACGGACGAGCCCCCAUCCUGCUCUGAAGGAUCAGCUUUGCAGGAUCUGAUCAAACAGGUUCAAGCUGCUCAUCAGGCAGAAAUAGUCGCUGUUAGAAGUGAGUUGGCUGAAACGUGUUCACAGCUGCAGAAAGCUCAGACUGGCCUUAGCAAAGGAGCCAGAAACCAUCAGCACAUCCUGCAGCUGCAGGAAACCGAGGAGCGUUUACGCGCUCAACUUGAUGCUGAAGCCGAAAAACUGAAAGAAGUUUCUGAAAAGUACUCGUCUGAGCACUCUGAAUUGAGAGCAAAGGAGGCACACAUCAGCUGCAUGACGCUUCAGAUCAGUCAGCAGAAAGAACUGCUUGCUGCUCUCAGUCAGCAGCUGAAGGAAAAGGACGCAUCCAUCGCACUGGUCAUCGAAGCUGCUGCCAACGAGAGGAUAAAGCUGGAGGAGGAGAACCGCUCCCUGCUCAGACGGUUGGAGAGUGUGGACCAAACACACCAAGCCUCAGUCCAGAAGCUGGAGGAGAUGUCUCAGCAGCUGGAAGAACAUGCUUCACACUCCCAAAGUGAAAUAGAGAGGAAAAACACUGAGAAGACUGAGCUGAUGAAGGAGAAGGAGGAUCUUCAGAGCCAGCUUGCAAAGGUGUCUAAAGACAAAGAGGUGAUAAAGAAGAAGCUUCAGGCAGCUCUCCUAGUGAGGAAAGAUCUGCUGAAAAGAAUUGAUGAGUAUGAAAAGCAGAAAUGGGAGGGGCAGGAAGCUCAAGCAGCAGCUCAGAUGUUGGAAGAAAAGCUUUCUGCUCUAGAGAGGGAGGUUCUCCAAAAGGAGGAACAAAUGUUUGAGAGCAAACGACUUAUGGAACAGUUGAUGUUAGAAAAGCAAUCUGCUUUAAAUGAAAAGGACUCCAUCAUUGAGUGGCUGCAGUCCAGCCUUGAUGCUGCAUUAGAAGAAAAAAACUGUCUACAGCAGAGACUUGAAGAGCUUCAAAACGAAAUCAAGACUUGUAAAGAAGAUUUAGCGGAGCGGUCUUCCUCUGCUUUGACGUGUGCGGAUUUGGAAAACGAGCUGGAACAGAUAAAGUUGGAAAAAGGGUCUCUGCAGAAGAAGGCUCAGGCUGCUCUGCUGGCACGCAAAGAGAUGAUGAAAAAAGCUCAAGAAGAUGAGAAAAAACUUAUCCAAGAGGUGGCAGAUCUAAAAGACGACUACAAAUCUCUUCUGGAGCAACACUGUCAGCAGACAAAUGAGCUGAACUCCCUCCAGCUGAACCUGGAUGAAAAAGUCAAGGAGCUGGAGGAGCUCUGGAAAACCUUUUCAUGCCACCAGGAGGAGCAGGACGCUUUAAAACGGCUGGUUGAAGAGAAGGACACAGUUCUGCAGGAGUUCCAGCUGUCUUUGAUUAAAAGAGAGAACCAGAGCCCAUCGGUGUCAGACCUGCAAACCCGGCUGGAGGCUGUCAGGGUUCAAUUUCAAAGUGUUUGUCUGGAUGUGGAGAGAAAAGAGGCGGCUCUCAAAGGGAUGGAAUCUGAACUUCGCCUAGUUUGGAGUGACUUGGAGAAAUGUCGAGCAGAAAUCCAGAAGAAGAAAGAAGAGAUGGAAGAGUGUGAGAAGUCACUGAGGUCUGCCCAUCUGAAGGAGCUACUCCACCAGAAGCCAACUCAAGAUGAGCAGCUGAGCAUCUGCUGGGAGCGUGCCGAUGAGGACAGGGGGGCUCUCCUGGAGCAGAGGGAUCAGCUGAAGGUGGAACUCGACGCUGCCCUGGCUUCAGUCUCUCAGAAAUCUGCAGAGGUUUUGACCCUCCAGGGUCUGCCAGCUGAAGCUCAGAACCAGCUCAGUGAGGAACUUGAACAAAUGCGGCUGAAGGGUACGGAAACGCAAGCGAAAAUUGAUCAUUUACUGCAGCAAAACAAGGAUUCUCUCCAGCUGAUCUCUGAACUCAGACAUGAACUUUUCACGCUGAGGGAAGCUGAGAACAGAAACGAGCAGCUGCCGGAGAAGUCUGCAGAUGAACGAUGUGCUUCCUGUAAAAACACUGAAAACCAGUUAAAGGAGAAAGAUGUGGCUUUGUUAGCGUCUCGAGCUCAAGUAUUGGAGAAAGAGCAGCUGAUUGCUGAACUGGAACAGCAGCUCCAGAAGCAGACGAAAUUCCGUGAGCUUACAGCUGAGAAGAUAAAAGCAGAUACAGAAGGGCUUCAGAAAUCUGAAGAUGAUGACACCAGAAUGAAUGACAAGGAGACUCGGAACAAGAUGACUCUGCCAGCCAAGAAGCUCCAGGCAGCGUUGGGUUCUAGGAAGGAGCUCAUGCAGGAGAAUGUCCGACUGAAGGAGAAGCUGGAAACACUCUGUGCAGAGGAGGAACCAAAAGAAGCCAAAUGUCUGGAUCUGGAGUCAGCCGUGUCAAAGCUAAGGCAGCAGAACACAGACCUGGAAAAGUCUGUGGCAGCCAUCAAGUCAGAGAAAGACAAACUGAGCACAGAGGUUCACGGCAUCCUGAAUGAAAACCGCAGUCUGUCUGCAGCUUGUGACAGUCUGAAGCUGACUAUAGAGAACAUCACUCAGCAGAAACAAGCCUUCUCCUGCCAGCUCGAGUCGCUCAAAGACUCUCAAGCAGAGGAGCUUUCCAAGUGGAAGUCCAAGCAUGCAGAGCUGAAGCAGGAGUAUGAUUCUAUGCUGCAAGAUUACCAAAACCUGGGCGCCGAGGUGGAGGUUUUGGAGAAGCGAGGCCAAGAGGCAGAGAAAGAAAACCAAAGAGCCAACGAAAAGAUGCAGAGGUUUACCCAGGAGAAACAGCAGAAGAUAGAGGACCUGGAGGAAGAGAAUCGGCAACUUUCUGUGAUCAAUGGAAACCACAGAGCAACAAUGAGCGAACUGCGAGAUAAAAACCAGCAGCUGGAGGUGGAGCUUUUCCAGCUUAGAGAGUCUUUAGCAGAUCUGGGGAGGAAACUACAUGAGAUGGAAGCAAAAAAUAACCAGCUAAACGAAAGUCUCCAAGAAUCCAACCGUUUGUUGGACGAGAAAAGCUCAGAGUCUGACACAUACGCAAGAAACAUGCAUUUUAAGCUGGACGAAGCUCUGAGUUUGAAUAAAUCUCUGACUGCCCAGAUCAAAGCCCAGAAGACUGAACACGGCGCUCAGCUGGAAAUUAACAAGUUGCUGCAAAAAGAAAAGCAUAAUUUCUUGGAGAAAAUGGAGAAAAUACAAAGUGAUCAUAAACUGCAGCUGUCAGAAAAAGAUGGAACCAUCAAGGAGCUGAAGGAGAUCAUCAAUGUGCACAGACAGGAGACCAUCAGCCUGAAUGAGAAGGUUAGGAUCCUGGAAGACGAUAAGUCUCUCCUGCAGGAGGAGCUGGAAAACAUUCAGGACAUUUCUGAGAAAGUGAAAAACGAAAACGAAUACUUGGAAACGGUCAUACUGAAGAAUUCAGAAAAGAUUGACGAACUGACAGAGAAUGUCAAAUGUCUGCAAACCCAGAACGCACAGAUGUCUGCUCUGCUCACAGCCAUGAAAGAGGCAGGCGAGCACGUCCGACAGGAGAAGGAGAGGCAGCAGCUCAAGCUGGUUCAGGAGUUUGAGGAGAAAAUGAAGAAUGUCCAGAGAGGCAACGAAGGCUCCAAAAGCACCACCAGAGACCUGCAUGAGCUGCUCAAGGACAAACACCAGGAGAUCAAUCAGCUGCAGCACAACUGCAUCCGGUACCAGGAGCUCAUCUUAGACUUGGAGCGAGCCCUAAAGAACUCACAGUCAGCCCAAGAACUUCUGGAGAAAGAUCUGAAGAGACACUCUGACCAGAUGGUGGUUCUACAAGACAGAGCUGCAGAAGCUGAAGCUGAGCUGAACGUAAACAAGCAGCUCCUCAGAGAAGCUGAUGAGAAGAUUGAAGAGAUGCUCUCAGAGAGGAACCAGCUGGUUCCUGGAGCAUCACAGCCUGAAGAACAGCCAACACAGGGAACAAAAUCCCCUCAGAGGGACGGAGAGCCUAACUCUUAUGUAGAGAGUCACCUCCAGAACCAAAUAGAAAUCCUUGAAGCUUUAAAAGAUGAAGAGAUCCAACAAGUGGAAGAUCUGGUAAAGCAGCUGAACUCCAAAGAUCUGGAGAUCAACAGUCUGAAGAGAGCUGCUGAGACCAACCAUGCCAAACUGCUGGCUUUAUCGUCCAGUCCACAGGGGGCCGAGGCCACCAGACUGUGGAACGAGCUGUACCUGAAGAGCUUACACGAGAAGGACAGCCAGCUCCUGGAGCAGGGCUUCACCAUCUCAAGGUUCCUAGAGGACCUGCGCGGACAAGACAGGCAGGUGGACAACCUGCAGAUGACCAAAGCCCGACUGGAAAGGUCCCUUGGCGAGUACUCAGUGUCUGCAGCUGCGCAGCAGAGGCAGCUGUUGGUCAUGAGUGCCACCAACGCUGAGCUGACCCAGGCCAUGGAGAUGAUGGCGGCGCAGCUGGCGGGGCUCAGAGCUCAACUUGAACAGCUGGAACUAGAAAAAACCUUGCUGAGCCGUCAGCUCUCCGACCAGGAAGACACCGUCUCGCAGCUGAAGCUUCAGCUCCAGCAGACUGAGAAGAUGAAGGUUGACGCCGACGCCCAGCUGCUCCAAAUCCAGACUCAGCAUGACAAAGUCCAGGCUGAGCUGGAGAAGCAGGAGGGGAUUUCUCUGCAUCUCAAAACACUCCUUAAGAGCAAAGACGCUGAGAUCUCCUCCCUGCUGUCCAGCAGGGACGGUCAAAUGUCUGGAUACCUGCAGCAGCUGCAGGAGAACUAUCGCAGCCAGGCCUCCGUCUAUGAAGACAGGCUGGAUUCUGUGUUCCUUCAGAAGGAACAGGCCAGCAAAGAGAGCAGAACGCUGGAGGCCAAGCUCAAAAGUCUGCAAAUCCAAGUCAACAGAUCCCUGCAGGAGAAGGAGCAGAUGGGGGCGAAGGUGAGGGCCCUGAAGAACUCCCUGUCGUCUCUGCAGAGUGACAGGGAGCGGCUGGUGUCAGAAAACAGGAUGCUCCUGUCAAAGGCUCAGGGGGUGGGCUCUGAGGGGAGGGAUGGCUCAGCUGAAGGGGACCCGAGCAAAGGCCUGAAGCACGAAAUAAGGAAACUGUUGCACCAGAUGGAUGAUCUGAACUCUGAAAACGCCAUGCUAAGGGCGCAGCUGGUGCGCUACCGAGAGGACCUGAACCAGGUGUUAUCGCUGAAAGACAACCAGGUGAAGGUUCUGCUCAAGAAGCAGAAGAUUGCAGCUGAAAAGCAGCACAGGGAGGCCCAGCCGGAGCUUCACAAGGAAGAGGAGGCGGGCGGAGCUCUGCAGACGCAAAAUUCCAGACUCAAGGCUCAGGUGGCAAAACUGGAAGCUGAUCUUCAGGCUCAGAAGGAGCAGCUGACUUUGAGGGAUGAAGUCAGAGUCAUCGCAGAUCUGCAGUCAUCCGUAGCAGCCAAAGCAGCCGAAUGCAACAACCUCCAGCAGCAACUUUCUUCACAGAAAGUCUUGAUAGAUGAGCUGCAGGAGAAAGUGCUGCUGCUGGAAAAGGAGACACUCAGAAAACUGGCUGAGACUGAGAGAAGGAACCAGAGCCAGUUGAGCACUUUGGGGCGCGAGGCGGGACUCAUGAGAAACGAGCGGGAGACCGCCGACCGCAGGGUGGCAGAGCUCUCCAAAGAGCUGCUGCACUUGGAGCAGCAGGUAUCAGAAGCACAAGGGCAAAGCAAAGAGGCUAAAGCUCAGAACCAGAAUCUGUGCAAAGCCAUGGCUGCUCUGCAGAACGACAGGGACCAGCUCAUCCAGGACUUCAAGAUCCUCCGGAACAGGUACGAUGAGGAGCUCAGAGACGCCCUGGCCGCCUUGAACAAGGCUGAGCUCCAGCUGACCGACGUGUCCUCCGACCUGGCUGCCCUUACCAAACACAGGGACAUCCUCACUCAUAAGCUAAGGGCUUUGGAAAGCAAAGAUGCUCACAGCGAACUGGGCAGGUUGCUGGACGAGGUGUCCAAGGCCCUCUCAGAGAAGGAAAGGGAGCUGAAACGAGCGCUCCUGGAGAACGCCACCUUCAGCCGGCAGCUGUCUGCGUUCUCCAAAUCUAUGGCCAGCCUGCAGAAUGACCGCGACAGGCUGAUGGACGAGCUCCAUGGGGCCAAACGGGCCAUGGAGCUCAGACAAAGGUCAAGUCCAGAAGCAGAGUUAACCCAGAGCAUAGAGAAAGACGCAGCAGACCGAGUCCAGGAAGGUGGAGAGGCUGAGCCGGAGGCGGGGCUGAGGCAGGAACAGGAAGUCCACCAACAGGUGUCAAGCAGCCAGGAGGAAGCUACAGAUUUGAGGUCUGAAGCAGAAAGAAGGCGGGGCCUGCAGGCACAGCAGGACGCCGUUGCUUUAAGCUCUCACAGUGAGAUGGAAGAUGCGGUGAGUCGUCUGGAAGACGAGAGGAUGCAGCUCCACAAAGAUCUGAAGCGCUGCAUUUAUGAGGUCCAACAACGGGACCAGUACCUCCAGCAGCUCAGCGUCAGGCUGCAGCAGGCGGUGGAGGAGAAGGCUUCUGUCUCAGAUCAGCUGAAGGCAGUUUCCCAAACCCUGAGGGACACCCAGAACCACUGCCAACGCCUGGAAAACCAGAUCCAAGGACGGGCUCAGAGUCCGGUUUAUGUUGAGGUUGCUCCAGGAGCUCCCCAGGAGAAGAGCAACCACUCCCUGCUCAGCGACUCCUCUGAAGCUAGCCAGCUCAGAGAAAGGCUUCUGGAGAUGGAGCAGAGUCUGGCAGAGGAGAGAGGGAGGAGGGAGACUGCUGAGGAGGCACUGCGCCUCCAUGAGGACAGGCUGAAGAGCACUCUUGCCAGUCUGUCCAGAGAUGCUCAGAGGGACUUCAGCAUCGAGGUGGAGGGAGAGGACGAGUGGGAAGCUCUCACCAUCAACCCCAGCCAGCCUCUGAUCGCACAAAAGGUUACAGGUGGCAUGGUGGCCUGUCGACGCUGGAUCAGGGGGAGGAGCCUGUACUUCUCCAGACUGCUGACGAGCCGCGCCCGCUCUCGUUACUUCUUCCUGGCUUACCUGCUCACCAUACACCUACUGGUCCUCAUGUGCCUCACUGGUGCUUUGUAGCAGGGCGUGUGCACGUGGUAUAUGCACUGACAAUGUCAGGAGGAGGUUCAACAAGAGGAGACGCGCUCCUGCAGGACCACGCCCAGUCGGGAGCUUUGCUGCUGCUCCUGCGUUUGAGGGGUUUUUGUCAUUCCUUGAGAACUGAGACUUCAUAUUUAUUAUUUGGUUGCAUUCAUGUUAUUUCCCAAAAUCUGGUGGAGAAGUCGAGCCUUAAAUCCUGUUUCUCCUCUUCUUCUUCCUGGAUGAGAUGUGUGUGUUUCCAGGAGUUUUGGUUCCGUUUUCUGGAGGUGUUGCAGAGCAGACAUGGCUAACACUACAGCUCCACACAGACACCAGCUGCAGCCUCACCUUCACCCUCCUGCCUGAUUUCAUGAGUUGCACAUAAUCCAAAUGCUGACUUAAACUAUGCACUGAAAGCUAAAGGUGUAGAAAGUCAUCACCCCCACCUGCACCUCUCUCUCCCUUUAAAGCAGAAAGCCAAAGCUGAAUGUUCUGUUGGAAGAUCAGUAAAAACUGUAGAAUCCUCAGUGUUUCUGCACACUUUGUAUGAAGAUAAUUCUACUCUGCUGACUGUACAUUUUCCUCUUGAUUGUGUAGUUUCUACCAGAUCAGUUACUGUUUUUUUGUUUGUUUUUUUUUUCAUAAAACUACAUCAAUUUACUAACCAGGGAGUAGAAGGAUGUUCCAGAUGCUGUACAGAGAGAAGAAAAACACUGAAUCUAUUUAUGAGAAAAACUACUGACAGAAUGAUGUAUUUUCUCUACUGCCUCUACAAACAGAAGUUAUGCAGCCAAUGAGGCUGAUCUAGGUGCAAUACUGUCAGAGGUGAAUAUUUCCAUGUUUCUUCAUCUCAAACAUGAUGAAUAAAGACCAUCUGAGUCUCCAGA
This is a messenger RNA of Oryzias melastigma (Indian medaka), 14126 nucleotides long. Its product is annotated as golgin subfamily B member 1. Gene Ontology annotation, cellular component: Golgi apparatus. Bases 193 to 13239 code for a protein of 4348 amino acids. The transcript is spliced from 21 exons. Lineage: Eukaryota; Metazoa; Chordata; Actinopteri; Beloniformes; Adrianichthyidae. The record is from RefSeq and is a predicted model, not a curated record.